AUGAAGCUGCUAGUGGUCUUUCUCCCAUUAUUAGCAUUGUGCUACGGGAUACCGUUUAGCGUUAUCCCUGGGGAUAACAGUCACUAUGUAGAGGGUCAAAGCCGAUUCAUAUGGAUGCCGGAUGGCAAAGGAGUACCACACCUAGUUGACCUAGAUGAACCUGUCAACGAGGAAAUUUUAAGAACCAGAAAUGGAGCUAACAAUCAAUACUGGCUAUACACAAGACGUAAUCCUAAAAACGCACAAAAACUUGUUAACGGUAACGCUGACUCUGUACGUAACUCCAACUACAACCGAAAUCGACCACUGAAAGUGAUCGCCCACGGCUGGAACAAUGAUGGAAACUCGGACGUAAACACACGUUUAACUUCCGCUUUCCUAGAUACACAAGACGUCAACGUAAUUGUCGUUGACUGGCGCGGAUUGGCAAGUUCAAAUUACAUUACAUCUUCGAACGGCGUACCUAGCGUUGGACAGCAUCUUGGCAACUUUUUAGUUUGGCUUAUUAACACUGCUGGUGGUGAUUGGAACAACGUCCAUUUAGUCGGCCACAGUCUAGGUGCUCAUGUUGUGGGUAACGCUGGACGUACCGCCGGAGGCAGACCUAGACGUGUUACCGGUAUGGAUCCGGCUGGUCCUAGAUUUGGUGGUAACUCAAAUGCCUUAAACACCAACUCUGGUCGGUACGUCGAAAGCAUUAAUACCGAUGGUGGACUCCUCGGAAUCAUGGAUCCUAUUGCACAUGCAAACUUUUACCCCAACGGCGGUAGAAAUCCUCAGCCGGGUUGCUGGAUCAGUACCUGCUCUCACAGUCGGUCCUACGAGCUCUUCGACUCCAGUGUACGCACAAACCACUUCGUUGGAAGACGAUGCAACAACCUAAAUGAAGCUGAAAACAACCGAUGCUCUGGUGGUAGUCUGAAUAUGGGAAAUGACAAUAUGUCAAAAUCUGGAUCUGGUCUCUAUGGUCUCACCACUGGCAGCUCCUGGCCUUACUAA
Parnassius mnemosyne (clouded apollo) is the source of this 999-nucleotide messenger RNA. The record is from the annotation of a GenBank genome assembly. Lineage: Eukaryota; Metazoa; Arthropoda; Insecta; Lepidoptera; Papilionidae.